AUGAGGCAUAUCAGUUCCAUUGGGUCUAAACUAGGAAAUUUCAGGAAUGGAAAUUAUUUUUACGCAGCUAGAGCGCUCGCGUACUGUAGAAUUAUUAUAAUGAUAGCUUACACACGCAUACCCUACUCGGAAAAAAUAAAAUUAUUGCAAGCGCCAAAAUUGAAUCGUGAGGUAUCGGCCGCUAUAGCUGAGGCAGCCAGGCAACGGGACAAGAAGAAGGAGACUGCGCAGCAGCAAUUAGGGAUUGGCAUAUCGGCUAUUAAUAAGGCUUUGACAUCGAUGCUAACCUCGGAUAAUAAAGUAGAAGCCAUUAAAAUAUUAAGCGAUGGAUGCCGAAUACUUACUGACCUUCACUUUCAAGAGACGCAGGCGCGUAUUAGUGUUAUUAAUUACUCUCUCGCGAAACCAUUCCUUAAUGUUGUCCAAGACAGCGAAAGAGAUGACACGUUGUACGGGAAUAAGUUGGGUGAAAAAAUAAAGGCCUCAAAAACUAUUGAAAAACAAGGCCUUUCUAUCAAAAAAUUUGUAAAGACUUCUAAAAGUACGUCUAAUACAGAACACCCAACACCAGUUCUGCGCUCGCAUUACCAGACCAAACAAACUGGCUCAUACCAGGGAAACUGGACCGGGUCUUCGCGCUACCAUCAGAACAGGGGGGGGCGCCGAGGACCAAGCAGGACGAUUGCCCCUGUGACACGCCGGUUUCAAGCGCAACAAUCGUCGAGCACAGCGGUCACGAGCAAAUCGAAAACAACCGCAACUCGUCAGUGAACCAGAAAUCACCUUACCCUGGGUGCCGCGAUUCUCUCAGGCAAGCGUUCUCCUCGCGGGGUGCUCCAGACUCGACCCUAGAUCUCAUGUUAGCAUCAUUGGCCAAGAAUACUAUGCGACAAUAUAAUGUUUCAUUUAAGCUCUGGUGGCAAUAUUGCAAUGACAAUAGUCUAGAUGUCUUUGAUUGCUAUGUGCCGACAGUUUUAUCUUUCUUAAGUUCGCAGUAUUAUAAAGGAGCCUCAUAUGGAUCCUUAAAUAAUCACAGAUCAGCAUUAUCACUUUUACUAGGUAGUAAUAUUGGAUCUGAUGACCGUAUUAAAAGACUCCUUAAAGGAGCAUUUAAAUUAAGACCUAGCUUUCCUAAAUACUCUAAUACAUGGGAUCCGCAAGUAGUUCUAAGUUAUAUUUCCGAAUGGUAUCCCAAUAAAGAACUCAGCCGAGAAAAAAUUACAAAAAAAAAAACUAGAGAUCUUAUUAGCUUUAUGCACGGCACAGCGAGUUCAAACCAUGUCUCUUAUAAAGCUAGAAAAUAUUACCAUUACUUCGACAGGAGUUAACAUAGAAAUCAAAGACAUGUUGAAGACAUCCGCUCCAGGCAGAGAACAACCAUGUUUAUUUCUACCUUUUUUUUCAUGAAAAUCCACGCAUUUGUCCUGCCACAGUUCUUCAAGAUUACAUUCUCGUUACAAAACAAGACCGACCUGCUAAUAUACCUCAUCUCUUAAUAACUGU
Amyelois transitella is the source of this 1503-nucleotide messenger RNA. RefSeq lists its product as uncharacterized. The record is from RefSeq and is a predicted model, not a curated record. Lineage: Eukaryota; Metazoa; Arthropoda; Insecta; Lepidoptera; Pyralidae. The transcript has 3 exons. The coding region runs from base 1 to 771 and encodes 256 amino acids.